AUGGAUACCGGAGAGUUCAUCUCCUCCAUGGAGAAUAUGGACCCGACGUUAGCGGAGUUAGGGGACGAAUUCACCUUAGGAGAUAUUGACGAGAUGCUACAGUUUGUCAGCAACCAGGUGGGGGACUUCCAGGACAUGUUUGAGGACCAGAUGAGCACGGCUCCCUCCAUACAGAGCAGUGUCGCCGGCUCCACCCAGCAGCUGGCGAGUCAGACCCCAAACACUGCUGCUUUCCAGACUACCACCACAAGCCUCACCUCAACACAGACGCUCCCCCAUCAGUCUGUGCCUCUCACGCCUCCCCUCACCCCUGCACAGACCCCCUCCCCCACCACCACCUCCUCUGUCCAGCAGCAGCAGUUGACCCGCAGCCCACCUCUGCUUCAGCCACGCCCGCAGGUGGUCCAGCCCAUCCAGCCUCAGCCUCAGCAGACUGCCCAGCAGGCCAUCCAGAUGCACACCCACGGGGUUCCUAUGCAGACCCAAAACUUCCCGGUCCACACUUUGGUUCAGACCCACUCCCAGACGCCCCUGCCCAUCCAGACCCAAGCACCACAAACCGUGAUGAUUGCCUCCAACGGGGGGCAGUCCCGUUUCAUCCAGAACCCUGUCAUCUGCCAUCAUAGUCCUGCUCCUGGAUUUCAAGUCCUACAGCCACAGAUGCAGAGCAUCAUGACAUCACAACAACUGCAGCCAGUCACCAUUCAGCAUCAGCGUGUUCUGACCCCAACGGGCCAGACUAUCCAGACUCUCUCUACGGCGCCCACUGCAGUCCACACCAUGCAGCAGCAGGUGCAGCAAGUACCGGUUCUGGUCCAGCAGCCUCAGAUUCUUAAGACGGACUCACUAGUUCUAACAACACUCAAAGCAGACGGGACGCAGGUGUUGUCCACUAUGCAGAGCCCCACAGGGAUCACCACCCUGACCACACCCAUCCAGAACACAGCGUUACAAGUCCCUACCUUGAUGGGCAGCAACAUCUUGACCACAGUCCCUGUUAUGAUGGGAGGUGGAGAGAAGCUCCCCAUCAAACAACUCCAGUCAGGCCCCGCCCCCUGCAACAACGCCCCCAGACCGAGCAUGGAGCAGAGCCAGGUGCCAGCAGGAAUAGCUGGACAAGGUGUUGUGGUAAAGGAGGGCGAAAGGAGGACGACCCACAACAUCAUCGAGAAGAGAUACAGGUCCUCCAUCAACGAUAAGAUCAUAGAGCUCAGAGACCUGGUCAUGGGUAACGACGCAAAGAUGCACAAGUCAGGAGUGCUGAGGAAAGCUAUCGACUACAUAAAAUACCUGCAGCAGGUUAACCACAAACUACGACAAGAGAACCUCGCCCUCAAGAUGGCCAACCAGAAAAACAAGCCUGUGAUCCUGUCGGAAGACGUUGAGCUCAAACAGGAGGCCGUGAUGAUGUCCCCUCCGGCCUCAGAUUCCGGCUCCGGAUCCCCACACCAGUUCUCUCCGUACUGUGUCGACUCGGAGCCAGGCAGCCCCUUACUGGAUCACCAUCAGGUGAAGAGCGAGCCAGAUUCUCCCUCCACGGUGGGAGUGAUGGAUCGUUCACGGCUGCUUCUGUGUGCCCUUACCUUCUUCUGCCUGUCUCUAAACCCGCUGCCCUCAUUGCUGGGAUCAGAGACCCCGGGGAACCCCGGCCUGACGGCCGCCCACAUCCCAUCCAGAACCCUUGUGUGGUUUCCCACCCACACACGGGACUUUGCUUCUUGGCUGCGCUGUCUUCUGCCGUGGGUGAUCGUGUGGGUCCUGAGUGGCGUGGGAGCACUGUGGGGCUGUGUUCGGGUGCUGUACCUCUGGGAGCCGGUCACACCCCUUCACUCGCCCAAAUCUGUGUCCUUCUGGAGACAUCGCAAACAAGCAGACCUACAUCUGAACAGGGGGGAUUACACAGCAGCCAUGGCCAGCUUAGAGACUUGCCUUUCUGUCUUGACGAGGGCUCUCCCCUCCAGCGGUCUGGACCUGGUUUGCUCCCUCUCCUGGAACCUCAUCCGCUACUGUCUGCAUCGUCCGGUGCCCUUUGGCUGGCUGGUCCACCAGGUCGGGGGGAAGUACGAGGGAGAAGAGGCAAAGACGAGCGCGAGAGAUGCAGCGUUGGUUUAUCAUCAGCUGAGCCAGCUGCAGCUAACAGGAAAGUUGCCUCAGCGCAGCAGCCUGUGGGCUUUGUCUCUCUCUCUGAGUGCUGUCAACCUCAGCGAGAGCGCCCAAGGCAAGAUGGCCCCGACUCAGUUCGCUCAGAUUUAUGUCACCGCAGCGACAGCCCUGCGCACCGUCCUCUGCCACCACCUCACCUUUCUGUCUGGAUACCUUCUGGGAUGUGCAGAGAGCGUGGCCAACCAGUCAGAGAGCAAGCAGAUCCCCGACUGCCUGCGCUGGCUCUUCACCCCUCUGGGCCGUCAGUUUUUCCUGAGCUGUGAUUGGUCUGUGAAGUCAGACAGCAGCGAUGAAGUGUUUACUUCUCAGAGGGACCCAGCCGACCCCAUCGCCCAGCUGCACCGCUGUUUCUGCAGGAAGCUUUUGGAACGAGCCGUUCACACACUCAUCCAGCCGCAGAGCGAGUCGGAUGGAGGCAGCUGCAAGAACAACCUGGGGGAAUUCUCCAACGCUCUGGAGUUUCUAGAGCUGCUGAACUCCUGCACCGAGGACUCUCCUUCCCCUCCAACCCCGUUCACGACUCCUCCCACCCUCACCUUGGUUUCAGUGGGCGACCCGGUGAGUCGCUGGUGGGCUCUGGUCCUUAAAGCCGCAGUUCAUUGGCUGCAGGGUGAUGAUGUCGCAGUGAAGUCUCUUCUGGCAGAAGCAGAGCGAAUGCCGAGGGCUCUGCUCAUUCUGGACCACCCUCUGCCCAAAGCUGUGCUCCUGCUCUGUAAGGUGGUUCAGAUGAGCCUGUCUCCUCUGAAAGGAGACGGGGUGGUGGCCUGCCUCUCUCACUGCGACAGAGCCAGCAGCUACCUGCGCUCCAGCAUCUCUCUGCCGCUCGCCCAGCCUGGGAACUGGCUCAACAAGGGGGUGGAGCUACUUGUUUGUGAUCUGCUGCUGACAUUAAGGACCAGUUUGUGGCAACGAGGAGGCAGCAGUAACGGAGAACCGGUUCCAGCUCCCGGGUCCCAGCUGGCCGGUUUCCAGAGGGACCUGAGCGCCCUCAGGAGGCUCACACAGUGCUACAGACAGGCACAACACAAGGUUUUCCUCCAUGAGACCACAGUGAGGCUGAUAGCUGGAGCCAGUCCAACAAGGACCCACCAGCUGCUGGAGCACAACCUGCGGCGCAGGACGCACAGCUCCUACUCAGCCGACGGCGAGUGCGUCGUGGGUGAGAGGGAGAGAGCUCACGCCAUUCUCCUCGCCUGCCGCCACCUGCCCAUGCCUCUGCUUACCCCCCCCGGCCACCGAGCCCGCCUGCUGGCCGAGGCCAAACGGACGCUGGAGCGAGUCGGGGAUCGUCGGUCGGUGCAGGACUGCCAGCAGAUCCUGCUGCGCCUCAGCGGAGGCACCACCAUCGCCGCUUCCUGAAGGCGCCCGGUGCAACAACCACCUCUGUAUCUUUGCCUUCAUGCAAAGACUAAUGUUCUCAUGGAAUAUUGAAACAGCUGGUCAUUGUUGGACAUACACUGAGUGAAACGUGGGAUCACAACACACUUUUUAAAUUCAACCCUAUCUCAAAUUGUUACAGUGCUUUGACUCCACCGUCUGGCCUUCUGGUGGUACUGACAGCGUUCCUUCAAACUGACACUCAUUCAUCAGCCAUAUUCGGACAAGCUAGAUCAAAAUUUAACUUAAUCUUUUCCAGAAAAACCCACAGACUGCUACAGUGGAACAAUCCUGACGGCUCCAAAAAAAAAAAAAAAAAGCGGGAAAGGGACCAUUAGCUAACCGCUGCUUAAUAUAAGCAAAGUAGGUUCGUUUUAAGAUGAAGUAAUGCAAUCAUUAUGAGCUCUCACUAAUGAGUGGCUGAAUUACUGCUACACUUUCCUUUUAGUAUUCCACAGCAGAGGAGGCAGACCAGCUUUUAGAACUGUGCAGUGCUGAGUAGUGUCUUUUUAUCUACCUCAAACACCGUAGAAAGGCAGCACUGUACCACGGCGCAGCAUAGGAAAAUGACGCAGCAGUUUGCCUGAAAUUUGACUUCAUCAUCUGAUGCUGAAUUUUAUUACAGCCCUCUAGUUAUCUAACUUAGCUGGCCUGCUGUGCUCGGAUUAUGGGAUUGAGCAGCACGACAUACAGACAAAUAAAUACCAUAUUUGCAGAAAAUGCAAUCAUAUGUUGUUAAAUAUCAGAGGACUGGGAGUUGUCUGAUUUUUAGAAGGAGUAACGACUCAAAAAAAGUCCUUUUUAAACACAAAGGCAGAAAUAUGCAGACUCUCUUGCAUUGAAUACAGAUAGAGUAAUUGUAUAUAAGUUGUACAUAGUCAGAAGUAGAGAGAAGAUGAUGUUCUUUGCGUCUUGAGACGAUGCACAUGCAGAACAGCACAUUAGUGCAAGGUCAACUGUCCUAGCCUUCCAGUUAACGCCACAAACCGCUUUUAUUGCAGCUUUAGGGAUGUCAUGGAACAGCAGCUGCAGUCGGCUUAGGCUGCCUGAGGCAAAAAGCCGGCAGCUUAAAGCUUGUUUGGAGUGAAUCCAGCUUUCUGUUGCAUUCCUCUCCUCCAAACCAGUCUCGGCUGCAUAUCCCUUUAGUGGUUCGUACACUUUUUAUUUUAUUUCCCUGGAAGUCAGGUCCAUCUAUAAUGAGACGCUCUCAAGCAAAACACCCUUUAUGUUAUGUAAGAAAAAAAAAGUGAGAGAAACAGAAUAUUUUUUUUAUGUUGUGUCAAUUUGGAAAGAUCAAGUCGUAUCUUUUUGAUGUCUCUGUUCAAUUAGCUUUUUACCUGUAAUUAUGGACGUGAUGCGGAGCUUUUUGUUGUUUCUUUGCUCUGAAUAUCUUAUUUAAUGGUUGCGUGAGAUAAAAGGCUUUUGGGGGUUAGUGUUGAGCUUUGUUAUAAUUUUUUUGUCUGUAAAAUCAGCGUAAGGACAGGAACGAUGAAAAACAAAAUGUUUUUAUACAAAUGUAAUUCCUUGUUAAAGUACAUUUUUUAAUAUACAAACUUACAGUUUGGAAAUUUAAGGACUAUAUUGAGCACAAACUUACUAUUUGAUUAGCACUGAAAAUCUUUUACAGUGUGUAUUUAGCUUCUCUGACUGCUAAACAAAUAAAAAAAAAGGUGAUGUUUUCGCUGGCAUCAUGCUCUUGGAGUUUUCUAUUGUUGUAAUUGUUACUUUUUUGUUUUCCUCCCUCAAAAAGUCUUAUUGUUUGAACUGUUUUGCUUAUUUUGUCCUUAUAUUGUUUUCUAAUAAAACAGCAGAUUAUUCAA
Molecule: messenger RNA, 5360 nt
Organism: Cyprinodon tularosa
Lineage: Eukaryota; Metazoa; Chordata; Actinopteri; Cyprinodontiformes; Cyprinodontidae
Gene: srebf2
Product: sterol regulatory element binding transcription factor 2
Exons: 20
Coding region: 1-3522 (1173 amino acids)
Biological process (GO): positive regulation of cholesterol storage; positive regulation of transcription by RNA polymerase II
Cellular component (GO): nucleus
Molecular function (GO): protein dimerization activity; DNA-binding transcription factor activity, RNA polymerase II-specific; RNA polymerase II cis-regulatory region sequence-specific DNA binding
Source: RefSeq, a predicted model, not a curated record